Molecule: messenger RNA, 591 nt
Organism: Clavispora lusitaniae ATCC 42720
Lineage: Eukaryota; Fungi; Ascomycota; Pichiomycetes; Serinales; Metschnikowiaceae
Gene: TSA1B
Product: Tsa1bp
Biological process (GO): cellular response to stress; hydrogen peroxide catabolic process; cell redox homeostasis
Cellular component (GO): cytosol
Molecular function (GO): thioredoxin peroxidase activity
Source: RefSeq, a predicted model, not a curated record
AUGGCUGCCAUCAUCCAAAAACCAGCUCCAUCUUUCAAGAAGACCGCCGUCGUUGACGGUGUUUUCGAAGAAGUUUCUUUGGAACAAUACAAGGGCAAGUGGGUCUUGUUGGCCUUUAUCCCAUUGGCCUUCACUUUUGUUUGCCCAACCGAGAUUAUUGCCUACUCCGAGGCUGCCAAGAAGUUUGCUGACAAGGACGCUCAAGUCUUGUUUGCUUCCACCGACUCUGAAUACUCUUUGUUGGCCUGGACUAACGUUGCCAGAAAGGAUGGUGGUUUGGGCCCAGUCAACAUCCCAUUGAUUGCUGACACCAACCACUCCUUGUCUAAGGACUACGGUGUGUUGAUCGAAGAAGCUGGUGUUGCCUUGAGAGGUAUCUUCUUGAUUGACCCUAAGGGUGUCUUGAGACAAAUCACCAUCAACGACUUGCCAGUCGGUAGAUCUGUUGACGAGUCCUUGAGAUUGCUUGAGGCCUUCCAAUUCACUGAGAAGUACGGUGAAGUGUGCCCAGCCAACUGGCAAGAGGGUUCUGAGACCAUCAAGCCAGACGUGGUCAAGUCCAAGGAGUACUUUGGUAAGGUCAACAAGUAA